Sclerotinia sclerotiorum 1980 UF-70 is the source of this 1674-nucleotide messenger RNA. RefSeq lists its product with no specific name. The transcript is spliced from 2 exons. The coding region runs from base 1 to 1674 and encodes 557 amino acids. The record is from RefSeq and is a predicted model, not a curated record. NCBI's taxonomy places the organism in Eukaryota, Fungi, Ascomycota, Leotiomycetes, Helotiales, Sclerotiniaceae.
AUGUCGACAGAAUCCUUUUUCCCAUUCAAUCAAGAUCAUCCAAAAUUUCCCGCGGCAUUAUGCAUCCUCCAGAAUAGCUUCAAGGCAAGAGAUGAAAGAGAUAAGGAUAUUCUUAUUGAGCAAGUUAACAACGUCAGCUACGUUGGCAUGUUCGAAAACGGGUGUUGCAAAGCUUUCUCUGGGACUUUUCGGGGCUCAUCCAAGGACUUCUGCCUAAUCGAAAAUAUGAAUCCGGAUAUCCUUACAGAGUUCUUUUUCGAUAUUAAACACAGCAUUAAUCCUUCACAGCAUGCAGACAUUACACCUGCGGUGAAAGGUGUACGAGAUAUGCGCAAGCUCUUCUUUAUUAGCUGUAACUAUCUUGACCCAGAGCAUGUUAUUGUUCGCACAUAUUCCAAGUUAAGAGAUUUUGAUUGGAAUGACCAGGUGCAGAUCAAUAAUCUCAAUCUCUUCCGUCAGGCAGCCAUCACUGAGGCCUGUGGUGUCACUGCUUUUGAAGAAGAUGGUACCAUUCUCAAGCCACGGUGGAUGAAAUCUAUGGUCGGAGAAGGAACUGGCGCGCAAAAGUCAAGAAAGCGGAAGGCGACUUCUAUUGAAGGACCUUCGAAUGGCAAAAUACAGAAAGAUCCAAGCCUCCCGACUCAAAUGGGAAGUCAAGCUCUGACUCCGAAUCUUGUUCAGUCGCCUGCACAAACCUUGCGACCACGGCCGGCUGCACACGUUUUCCAGUUCCGACCUACUGCACCACAGUUUCAGCCUACUCUACCAACAUACAGGACUAUUGGUAUGCAACAUCAAGCUUCAGGAGCACCAAUAGCAUUUCCUGCACGAAAUCAAGAACAAAGAAUGCAAGGUUUAUGGCGUGACAUGCAUACUGGUCGGCCUGUGCCUAGCCCAGGAUAUAUGUCCCCUCAACUUAGUCAAAGUGACAGCCAUGUUGCCUUUCCUCAGAAUAAUCAACAAUCUAGAAUGAACCAGUUUCAAGGCCAAGGAUUUGGAAUGAAUCAACAAGGUCCACAAGGUUAUAAUCCACUUCCAAACCAAGGAUUUGGAAUGCCACAUCAGAGAGCUCAAGCGAAUUAUGGAUCUUCGCUUUACUAUCCAACACAGAACUAUUUCCCGUCCCAGACUCAAGGACUUGGGAUGGUUCAGCAGCAACAUGUUCAGCAAGGAUAUAACCCAUCACAAAAUUAUGGGAAUGUACCUCAAUAUCUGUCAGCGCAAGGGCACUUCCCGCUCCAGCCCCAAGGAUACGGAAUGCAUCAGCAACCUGCUCAACAGGGGCUUUCCCAGCCUCAAAAUCAAGAUUAUGGAAUGCACCAUCAACCGACUCAACUAGGAUCCAUUCAAUCCAUGAGCCAAAGUUAUGGAAUGAAUCAACAGAUUCCACAAAGCCACAAUCAGAUGCACAAUCAGCAAAGCUACAACCAGAGAACAUUCUCUGAUACACAGCAAACACCCAGCCAAUAUAGCAUGGGCACUAUUGCCGGCACUGAUUACGGACAAGUUCCUAAUCAAAUGACUACCUCCAUGAAUGCGAAUUCACAUUGGCAGAAUUCUAGAACUGCGGCUGGAGGGGCUGCUCAACUAGCUUCCGUGUCUCCACAAGAUUUGGCGGCCGUGUUCGCUGGUACUGAUAUGACGCUUGAAGAAUUUCUGAACAUGGAAACAUGA